UGCGCACUGGCGCUCCCUUGCUCUCUGUCUCUCCGCAGUCGCUUGGGAACCCGAAGUGCUGCUUCCUCUUGUCUUUCCUCCCAAGAAGAAGGACGUUGCAAGGGUCCCGUGCCUUUCAAAGAAGAGGCUGCGCGUGGAGGAAGGAUGGAUUGGGGCCGCCCGUCCACGGAGGUCUUGAAGGAGGAACCGGGCCAGGAGGCCUCUCCGGAUUAUGACCAGAAGAGAGAUCCUUCUUGGGGGUCACGUGGGAUGCCCUUGGGAUUCUCUCAGCAGAGAGUGAAGGACGAAGGAGGAGAAGUGGAGAGACACCCAAGGAUGGACAGGACCUUCCUGGUUAAGGAUGAAGGUGCCUUUCCAAUCCCAAAUCUGAAGGAAGAGACCGGGACUGGAUGCGCUUUUUGUGGGAAGCCCUUGGAGUCUGGAUCCAGGCUUGAGCCGGAAGAAGGGGAGGGACCCUCCAUCUGUGUCGCCUGCAGAAAGAGCAGCUCCUUUGAGGGAAUUCGUACAGAGAAUACACCGGAGUGUGGAAAGAGCUUCACUGAAAACGGACGUCUACAUUCAUUCCCAAGAACAUGCCCUAUGGAGAAACCCUAUAAAUGCCUCGAGUGUGGGAAGAGCUUCACUCAGAGGGCACAUCUACAGAGACAUAACAGAAUUCACACGGGGGAGAAGCCCUAUAAAUGCCUGGAGUGUGGGAAGAACUUCACAGAGAGUGGAAAUCUACGUUCACAUCAAAGGACACACACAGGGGAGAAACCCUAUAAAUGCCUGGAGUGUGGGAAGAGCUUCACUCAGAAUGGUCAUCUGCGUUCUCAUCAAAGGACACACAUUCGGGAGAAACAAUAUAAAAACAUGCAGUAUGGAAAGAGCUUCACUCAUAGUAAUUAUCUACAUUGCCAUCAAAGACCUCACAGUGAGAAGAAGCCAUAUAAAUGCUUGGAGUGUGGGAAGAGCUUCACCGAGAGUGGAAAUCUAUAUUUGCAUCAAAGGACCCACACAGGGGAGAAACCCUAUAAAUGCCUGGAGUGUGGGAAGAGCUUCACUCAGAAUGGUCAUCUGCGUUCUCAUCAAAGGACUCACAUUCGGGAGAAACCGUAUAAAUAUAUGCAGUGUGGAAAGAGUUUUGUUUGGAAUUAUUAUCUACAUUGCUAUGAAAGACCUCACACUGGGACAAAUCCGUACAAAUGCCUGGAGUGUGGGAAGAGCUUCUCUGUCAGUGGAAGUCUACAUUUACAUCAAAGGACCCACACCGGGGAGAAGCCCUAUAAAUGCAUGGAGUGUGGGAAAGGCUUUGCUUAUGGUUCUAGUCUGGCUGGGCAUCUCAAGAUCCACACUGGGGAGAAAUGCUUUACAUGUCUGCAGUGUGGAAGCAAUUUCCGUAGUAGUUCUGCCCUCAAAUCGCACCUGAAGGUUCACACCGGAGAGAAACUCUAUGCGUGUCCUGAAUGCGAGAGACACUUUGCUCAUAAGUCAACUCUAAUUAGCCACCUGAGGGUACACACCGGGGAAAAGCCAUACAAAUGCUCUGAUUGUGGGAAGACCUUUCACCAGAGUUCACACCUCAUUGUGCACCGGAGAGUUCAUACGGGGGAGAAGCCCUACACGUGUGCCGAGUGUGGAAAAACCUUUACUCAGGGAAGCCACCUUAACGUUCACCGGAGAAUCCACACAGGAGAGAGACCUUACGCCUGCACAGUAUGCGGAAAGGCUUUUAAAACGGGGACGGCCCUUGAGCAUCACCAAAGAACCCACACUGGGGAGAAGCCCUAUACAUGUUUGGAGUGCGGGAAAAGCUUCACUCAGAGCGCAGCCCUUUUUACGCAUCGGAAAACCCACACUGGGGAGAAGCCGUAUUCCUGCUUCGAGUGCGGAAAGAGUUUCAGAAGUGGGCCGGAUCUCACUGUUCACCAGAGGACCCAUUCUGGAGAGAAGCCGUAUCAAUGCUCUGAGUGUGGGCAGAGUUUUGGUCACAGCGGAAGCCUUGCUGUGCAUAAAAAGGUUCAUGGAGAGGAGAAACAUCAGACAGACUUUGUGUGAGGAGAAAAAAAAAUACUCUUCUACAUCACAUGUGCCCAACUUAAGGUUAAAUCUGGCCUGCCUUAUCUUAUUGAUUCAGUAAUGUAGAUGCCCUAUAUCAGUUGUUUGAUUGAGACAAAUCACCUUCCCGAUCUCAAUUCCUCCUCCGACGAUUCUGGCUGUCAUCUCAGAACGCACUGAAUUAAUUUGCCUCAUGACUCAGCUUAUCAAAGCGGCUCAAACUUUAUUGCAGUAUUUACAACUACAGUAGAGUCUCACUUAUCCAACAUUCGCUUAUCCAACGUUCUGGAUUAUCCAACACAGUCUGCCUUUUAGUAGUCAGUGUUUUUGUAGUCAAUCUUUUCAAUACACUGUGAUGUUUUGGUGCUAAAUUCGUAAAUACAGCAUUACUGCGUAUUGAACAACUUUUUCUGUCAAAUUUGUUGCAUAACAUGAUGUUUUGGUGCUUAAUUUGUAAAAUCAUAACCUAAUUUGAUGUUUAAUAGGCUUUUCCUUAAUCCCUCCUUAUUAUCCAAGAUAUUUGCUUAUCCAAGCUUCUGCCGGCCCGUUUAGCUUGGAUAAGUGAGACUCUACUGUAUCUACAAGACAGAUUGGACAAUUACCAGACUCCGUCUGACUUCUUCGAGCACGUAGUUAGGAGUGAACAUUCCAUUCUUAUUUCUAAAUAUACGUCCAGCUAGCAACCGGAAACUUUCCAAAGUUACACUCAAUGAUUACCUUCCCACUCUAUGCAUUUAACCUCUUCACUUCUAGAUUACACACAGCUUUAAACACUAAGCACAAUUUCACUCUAUACCAAUAUAUUUUACUGCCACCCUCUUUGUUGUACCAGUAACCACACAUGUUAUCAGAUCCAUGCAGGAGAGGAAGCAUUUUUGCAUGUGGUUGACAUCAUAUGAAAGCGUACAGAGCUGAAAUAUUGGAAAUUGCCAUGUUUUUUAUAAGUGAGCUUCGAGUUGGUGUACAUUUUCCAAAACUUAGAAGAAAUGGAUGUGACGUGAUCUAUUUACAGGAAACGCCUAUAAAGCCAAAGGAUGAAAGACUGUGUAUCAACUUCAAAUUGGACCCCCACUUUGCAGCUUCGAUUAAUCAGAAAAAAUUGUUUUCUGUACAUUUGCUGGGUUUAUUGGUAAAUUAGAAGAGAAAUAAAUAAAAAUACUGUUUUAUAACCUAUAACCUCUUUAGGAAUCCCAUUGAAGGUUCACCAUGGACUCAUGCUGGAGGACCCAAAAAUGCCCAGAGAAGGCUUCUCUGUAGGAAGCUACGUCCUCCAACACAAUUCUAUGGCCAGAUUCUUUCCUUUUUUUAAAGUAACAUUUUAGUCAAGAAUAUAAACAAAAUAAAGCACACAAACAUUUCUCUCUCUUUAUGUAUAUAUGUGUUUGUAUAUGUAUAUGUAUUUAUGAGGGUUUUUCAUUCUUAAUUGUGUAUUUUUUUUGAAGUAUCGAAACAGAGAUCCUUGUUCUCUUUCCUCUUGGGUGUAUAAAUCUUUUAAUAAACUCCUUUAAAUGUGUUA
Messenger RNA from Anolis carolinensis (green anole), 3553 nucleotides. RefSeq names its product oocyte zinc finger protein XlCOF6. Lineage: Eukaryota; Metazoa; Chordata; Lepidosauria; Squamata; Anolidae. The record is from RefSeq and is a predicted model, not a curated record. The transcript is spliced from 4 exons. Bases 145 to 2037 code for a protein of 630 amino acids.